AGUUGACGGCUACGCGCAUGCGCAGCUUUGAAACUUGUGGCGGGCUCAGGAAACGUCAAGCUGAUGUUUCUAUAUUAGAUGAAGUCAGAGUUUCAGCAGCAUGGUUGAGGGUCCGGGAUGUACGCUCAACGGAGAGAAAAUCCGCUCCAAGGUCAAAGCGGGACAGAGGGUGAACGAGGUCCGGGGCAGCGCGGCCAAACCAGGCGUGAGCGGCCCCGGAUCGAACCCCUUUCUCAGCCUCCGCGGCGCUCACUUCUCCGCCGUGGCAACCGUCGGUAAAGAGCUCUUCAUGUUCUUCGGCCCGAGAGCUCUGAGGGUCCACUUUGGCAUGAACGGGUCGCUCCGUGUAAACCCGGCUGAGACGAAGGUUAAAUCGGGUUCGCCUCCAGUCCUGGAGAUCCACCUCAGCAGCGACAUUGUGUGCUUCUAUGACAGCACUGUAGAAAUGAGGCUGACGGAGGACUGCGAGCAGAAGGUCAAGACCAUGGAGAGUCUGGACGUCUGCUCCUCCAAGUUCAGCUUCCCCCGCUCUGAGGAGGCGGUGCGGAGCCAGGUGGGCAGGAUGCUCUGCGACGUUCUCCUCGACCAAGCCGUCAUGCCGGGAGUCGGCAACAUCAUUAAAAACGAAGCCCUGUUUGACUCGGGCCUCCACCCAGCCAUGAAGGUGGAGCAGCUGACGGACCGGCACAUCCACCUUUUGGUCAAGAUGACUCGGGAUUUCACUCUUUUGUUCUAUAAGUGCCGUAAAUCCGGCUCUCCUCUCUUCAAACAUUACCGAGUCUACAAGCGUCCCCAGUGUGGUCAGUGCGCUGGUGUCAUCACAGUCUGUCGUCUUGGAGACAACGGCCGGAUGACUUACUUCUGUGAGCGCUGUCAGAAGGCAGAUCCCAGUGGGGGGGACAUCAGGACGCUUCCUCGCAGGAACAGUCUGAUCGGCUGGGCCUGCGUGAAGACGAGCGGCGACGACGUGGCCCGGGCGGAGGAAGAGGACUGGGUCUGUCAGCUGUGCACGCUCAUCAACCCACCGUCAGCGAGCGCUUGUGACGCCUGCCUCACCCCCAGGCCUGAGGCCCACAAAGAGGACAUCAGCACUGGAGCGUCGCCCUUCACUGCAGAUCUAAUCAGAUACCCUUGCACCGCCUUCACCAAGCCACCAGAGGAGCUCAAAGUCAACUGGAGGUCUGCGUUCGGAGCUACCACCCUCGUUUUCUCUGACAUGAGCCAGAAACCCAAGCCUGUAAACUCUGCGCCCCCCCCAGCCGGCAGUCAUUUGAAUUCCUUGGCGGCGGAGCGAGGUUUAUAUAAAAACAGUGUCUGCCAGGGGACAACAGGCCCCAAUUAUGCCUCUGGUGGCUGGCAGAGGCAAAGUGCCGGGCUCUCCGGCGGGGAAUCGCACGCCUCCUACAGUCACACAUCCAAGAAAAUGAGAAUUGAUCACAGUCCCUUCAGCAGUAACAAUGCUCAGGACGGAGCCCCCCACUCAGGCAUCAGCAAAACAGAGGGGAGGAGUCCCGCGUCCGGCGCCUCCUCCGGUCCCGGAGCUCCUUGUUGCGCGUCCCACCGCCGUCCGGCUGUCCUCAGAGUGGUCCACAAAGAGGGGGCGAACAAAGGACGCCGCUUCUACGCCUGCUCACUGCCCAGAGAGAGCAAGUGUGACUUUUUCCAGUGGGCAGACCUGCACUUCCCUUCCUGUCACCACGGGAAACGCAGUCUAAUGAGGACGGUUCUGAAGCUGGGACCCAACAACGGCCGCACCUUCUACACCUGCAGCUUUCAAAAGGGGAAGCAGUGCGACUUUUUCCAGUGGGCCGAGACGGGACCGGCGCCCCCCGGCUGCUGAUGGGCUGCAGCCAAACACCCCUUUAAACUGGCGCUUUCACAGCGUGAAGACCGUGCUGCUGCGAAGCUUUGAUCCGGCAUCAUCCAGCCUGUUGUUCUUCUGGUCCUGCAGGCUCGUAGUGUGGGUGUUGUGUGCUGCAGGUUUUCAGUGUUCUUUUUCUUACAAAAACACAGUUUCUAGGAAAAACUAAACCUGAACACAACAAUGAUUGAAAGUGGAAAAAAAUCAGGUAGAAUGAGCUUCAGUUUCCUUUGUGUUCUGACAGGACGUAGGAAUAUGAAAAUGUCGAAGUUUUUCCAUUUUUACACAACAGUUUAUUCUCUGUUCAUCAGCUGGCUGUAUUUAAUCAAAUGUAGAUGAUCUUGUAUAAUAAACACAACUCUGAAUCAAAUAAAGAUGAAUAUUAAUA
Messenger RNA from Oryzias melastigma (Indian medaka), 2249 nucleotides. RefSeq names its product nei-like DNA glycosylase 3 (gene neil3). Gene Ontology annotation, molecular function: damaged DNA binding; zinc ion binding; DNA N-glycosylase activity. The transcript has 10 exons. The coding region runs from base 101 to 1840 and encodes 579 amino acids. Gene Ontology annotation, biological process: base-excision repair. The record is from RefSeq and is a predicted model, not a curated record. Gene Ontology annotation, cellular component: nucleus. NCBI's taxonomy places the organism in Eukaryota, Metazoa, Chordata, Actinopteri, Beloniformes, Adrianichthyidae.